UAAUUACGCGUAGUGACAUAAUCUGCAAGGUGCUUGUUUGUAAAUCAACACGAGUUGUAAAAGUUUUGUGUAUUCGACGAUGGAGUUUAAAAUAUCAUGUUAAAAGUUUGGAAAAGUAUAUUUGCAGUGCUAUUUUUGAAUUUGGAGUAAUGUUCGGAUAUUUAAGUGAAUAUUCCAUAAGGGAUUUAUUAUGAUUUUGGAGUUAUGUUGGUUUUUGCACGGUUUUUGACGGCUGUGUUGAUUGCACAUCAAAUUAUCCUCAUUGAAGCAUUUCCUUCAUGUUAUCCUGAUCCUUGUUUGAAUGGAGCUACUUGUAAAACAGCAAGUAAUGGAGAAAGUUACUGUGUGUGUCCCCAGAGUUAUAUAGGUACCUACUGUGAGUUAGAUAAUCCGUGUGGUCCAAGUCUUGAUCUUUGUAUGAAUGAUGGAACCUGUACUGUAAUACAAGCUGGGGGAAUCAAGGCAAGAUGUGAUUGUAAAUUAGGAUUCAAUGGAACCCUUUGUGAAUUUGUAGUUCCAGGCAGUAUAUGUUACAACAAUCCAUGUCAACAUAAGGGAACAUGUCAAAAUACUCAUUCUUUAGCUCAUUAUAUUUGUACAUGUCCAAGUGGAUAUACAGGAAAAAAUUGUGAAUAUAUUGAUUAUUGUGAAAAGCAGCCAUGUCGAAAUGAUGGAACAUGUGACUCUUUGGAGGAUGGGUACAGGUGCAGCUGUACUCAGGGUUACACGGGACCAACAUGUAUGUCUGAUGUGGAUGAAUGUUCAGAGAAUCCUGGGCUAUGUCAAAAUGGUGGACAAUGUGAUAAUAGAAUUGGUUCUUACAUGUGUCACUGUGAUUUAAAGUAUACUGGACAACAUUGUGAACAGCUAUUUGUACCUUGUUCUCCCAGUCCUUGUCUGAAUGGAGGAACGUGUGUUACAUCAGGGACCACUACAUACCAAUGCUUAUGUAAAACAGGAUUUCGUGGAGUGAAUUGUGAAAUCAACAUUGAUAAUUGUUUAAAUGAUAACAAGUGUGCUAAUGGAUCUACUUGUAUAGAUGGCAAUGAUGCCUACACGUGCGCAUGUCCACCAACUCAUACUGGUUACUACUGCCAAUAUGACGUAGAUGAAUGUGUUACCCAGCCAGGAAUCUGUAAGAAUGGAGCUACCUGUUUAAACAGUCCCCAAGGGAGUUAUACAUGUAUCUGUGUUAAUGGAUGGAUGGGAAAGAAUUGUACGACAAACAUUGAUGACUGUGCUGCAGAUCCUUGUUUUAAUGGAGGUACCUGUCAUGACAAAGUUGGCUACUACCACUGUGAAUGCCCCACUGGUAAAACAGGUCUUCGUUGUCAUUUGGACGAUGCAUGUAUAAGUCAUCCUUGCCAUUCUGGAGCUAAUUGUGAUACGUCCCCCAUUAAUGGUGAUCCUGUAUGUACAUGUCGACAGGGCUGGUCUGGAGCAGAUUGUUCUAUAGAUAUUAACGAAUGUAAUGAAAAUGCCAUAUCCCCAUGUGAACAUGGUGGUACUUGUGUGAACACAGAAGGAAGUUUCAAGUGUGACUGUGCUCCAGGUUAUAACGGUCCUAGGUGUGAACAGAACAUCAACGAAUGUAUCUCUAAUCCUUGUCAGAAUGAAGGAACUUGUCUGGAUGAUGUAGCAACAUGGCGUUGUAUCUGUAUGCCAGGCUAUGAAGGAAAACACUGUGAGAAUGAAAUUGAUGAGUGUAAAAGUAACCCCUGUCAAAAUCUUGGGAUCUGUGAGGACCAAGUCAACAAAUACAAGUGUACUUGCCGACAAGGUUUUACUGGUCCUACAUGUGCCUUGAAUAUAGACGAAUGUGAGAGUUCUCCAUGUGUCAAUGGAGCUACUUGUGAAGAUAAUGUCAAUGCAUAUGUAUGCAGAUGUAGGAAUGGUUUUACUGGUGUAAAUUGUGAGGUGAACAUCAAUGAUUGUCAGAACAUCAAUUGUUACAAUGGAACAUGUGUUGAUGGUCUGGGUACCUAUACAUGUUCUUGUUUACAAGGCUAUACUGGUACCCAUUGUGAAGUACAGAUCAAUGUGUGUGAUUCUCAGCCUUGUCAGUAUGGAGGCAGUUGUUUCAGUUAUACCACCAGUAAUGGACUACGAUACGAGUGUCGAUGUCUGACUGGAACAUCAGGGAAGAAUUGUGAAACGAACGCCAAUGACUGUAUUAACAAUCCCUGUUUGAAUGGAGCGACAUGUGAAGAUGGUAUAAAUAACUACACCUGUAAAUGUAAACCUGGAUAUAUGGGUCGCAAUUGUUCAAUAAACAUAGAUGAAUGUGCGUCAUCACCGUGCCAGAACGGAGGAGUUUGUAUGGACAUGGUGAAUGCUUACAAGUGUGACUGUCCAUCUGGUUAUUAUGAUGCCAACUGUAUCUCCAACAUCAACGAUUGUAUUAGUAAUCCAUGUUUGAAUGGCGGUUCUUGUCGUGAUGGUGUAAACAGGUUUGAUUGUGAUUGUACAGUUGGAUAUACAGGCAGUCGUUGUGAGAUGUUAGCUGACGAAUGUCAAUCUAAUCCUUGUCAACAUGGUAGCACCUGUAGAAACCUUGUAGGAAGAUAUGAAUGUAGCUGUUUACCUGGAUUUACAGGUACUCAGUGUGAGAUCAACACUGAUGAAUGUGCCAGCAACCCCUGUAAACAUGGUGGUAGCUGUGUAGACAUGCCGAAUGGAUACACUUGUCACUGUGAGGUCCAAUGGAGUGGUUCUAAUUGUGACAUUGAAAUGAACCCUUGUUCUCCCAAUCCUUGUAGGAACAGUGCUAACUGUGAUGUGUCUGAUAAUUACCAGGAUUAUUACUGCCACUGUCAGAUAGGAUUUACAGGAAGACAUUGUGAUAUUGAUUAUAAUGAGUGUUCUCAGCCAAAGAUUUGCCACAAUGGUGGAAGCUGUCAUAACACCUAUGGUUCCUUCAACUGUUCCUGUCUUCCUGGCUACGAAGGAAAAUACUGUGAAGUCAAUCAUAAUGACUGUGAUCCUAACCCUUGUCAAAAUGGAGGCACUUGUUUUGACGACAUCAACGAUUACACAUGUGUUUGUGUUGGAGGGUUUGGUGGUAAACAUUGUCAGAACGACAUCAAUGAGUGUGCAUCCAACCCAUGUAGGAACGGAGCUGUGUGUACUGACUAUGUCAAUUCCUAUACCUGUACCUGUCGUCCUGGUUACAGCGGGAAGGAUUGUCAGAAUGAUGAUAAUGAUUGUACACUUUCAUCCUGUUUAAAUGGAGGUACAUGUAUAGACAAAGAGAACUACUAUAAGUGUGUCUGUCCAAAUGGUUACACAGGCGCAAACUGUCAGACGAAGAUACAUCCAUGUGAUAGUAAUCCUUGUAUGAAUGGAGCCACUUGUUCUAACAAACAGUCUUCAUGGGAAUGUGUUUGUCCUUAUGGAUUCACUGGACCUCGCUGUGAGGAAUUUUUCGACUGGUGUGAGACUAAUCCAUGUAAGAAUCGGGGUACUUGUAUGCAGAAUGCUAAUGUUUUCGAGUGUACUUGUGCCCUUGGUUAUACUGGUAAAGCCUGUGACAUCAGUAGAAUGACAUGUGAAGCUGCAGCACAAAAUAGGGGUCUUCAAGUCAGUCAGUUAUGUCAAAAUAGUGGAACAUGUCGUAACACAGCUGAUCAUCAUGUUUGUGAUUGUAAAGCAGGAUAUGAAGGCAGUUACUGUGAUAUUGUUAUCAAUGAGUGUGCCUCAGCACCUUGCCAGAAUGAGGCCACUUGUCAUGAUUUCGAUGGAUAUUACCAGUGUACUUGUAAGUUAGGAUUUCAAGGAACAAACUGUGAUAUCAAUGUGGACGAUUGUCAGAACCAGUCGUGUAACAAUGGCGGAACAUGCAUUGACUUGGUUAAUAAAUUUGCAUGCUUAUGUCCACCUGGAACCAAUGGAUAUUUCUGUGAAGUGAACCAACAAGAUUGUUACAGUGGAGCAUGUCACCAUGGAGGUACUUGUAUUGACAAAGUUGGAGGGUUUGAAUGUCAGUGUAAGCCUGGAUUUGUUGGAGAUCAGUGUGAGGGAGACAUAAACGAAUGUGUCAUCUACAAACCCUGUAAUCCAGGAGGUACAAGAGCAUGUGUUCAGCUGGACAAUACAUAUAAAUGUGAAUGUAACCCAGGAUGGAUUGGAGAGAACUGUAGUACUGCUGUCAAUUAUUGUCAAACCAAUCCAUGUUUGAAUGGAGGAUCCUGUUCUAAUGGGAAAUCAUCUCAUGUGUGUACGUGUAGGUCAGGUUUUAGUGGACCAAACUGUGGAAUUAUCUCAGAUUUCUGUACACCAAACAGUUGUUACAACAAUGCUAGAUGUGAGAAUUAUGGCUCUGGUUUUAAUUGUAUAUGUUUGCCUGGUACAGAAGGUGAAUUCUGUCAGUACGAUGUUGUGAAAGAGUGCGAGUCCAAUCCUUGUAGAUAUGGAGGAUCCUGUAUCGAUAAACCAGGGUCUUAUGAAUGUUGGUGUCCAAGAUAUUCAACUGGUGUCAAUUGUGAAGUAUUUGACCUGAAUGCUAACCCUGGAUUAGGAAAAGCCACUGCCAGUCCACCUGUGACAGAUCCCAAACAAGUUUACUGUAAUGAUGGAGGCUGCUCCUCUGUUGCAGGCGAUGGCAAAUGUGAUUCUAAUUGUAACUACAUGGCUUGUCAGUAUGAUGGAGGAGACUGUUCCCUUGGUGUUAAAGAUCUCUGGAAGGACUGUCUGGCCCCAAUAAAUGGUGUCUACUGCUCUGAAGUGUUCCAGGAUGGUAAAUGUGACGAGGCCUGUAACUCUGAGGACUGUUUAUUUGAUGGCAAUGAUUGUAUGGGUAGUCCCACAUGUAACCCCAACUUUAAGUCCUACUGCGAGGAGAACUAUGGCAAUGGUCACUGUGAUCAGGGAUGUAAUAAUGCUCCGUGUAACUGGGACGGCAACGAUUGUAAUAAUCCCACUCCUAUGAACAACUUAAAAGGCACGAUGGUGAUAUUCAUGAUGUCUACAAAAGAUAAUUUCCUGAUAAAUUCCAAUGAAUUCCUACGUAACAUGGGCCUCUUGUUGAAUGUUGUGAUCAAGAUAAAGAAGGAUGCUAAUGGAAAUUUUAUUAUAAAACCUUGGUCUUCAAAUGGGCUCCAUAGAGAGAAGAGGUCUGUUAUCAACAGGAUCAAAAGAGAGAUAGUUCAGACUGAAGGAAUUGAAGUACAUCUUGAAUUGGACAGUAGCCAGUGUAGAACCAAUCCUUCCAUGAAGUGCUUAACUAAAAUCGAUUCAGCAGUACAGAUUAUAGCAGCUCAAAAGAACCAAUCAUGGUCACAUGGUGGUCCAACCAUCAGUAGAGUUUCAAGUGAAGAUGUAGAUGGUCCUGGUACAACAGAAUCUUCAUCAUACCAAACAAUGUACAUUGUUGUUGCAUGUGGUGGUAUUCUGGUCUUAGCCAUCCUUGUAAUUGUUGUUUUGUCCAGAAAGAAGGUGGCACGAGGCAUUACCUGGUUCCCUGAAGGAUUUUUCUCCAACAAUAAUAGUUCUAAGGCUCCUGGACCAAGGGCAUCAAAGAGACGAGUUCCAGAUGGUGAAGAAAAGAAAGGUAAUAUGCCACAAUUUGAUGGUUUGACUGGUGCAACAACUCCACCAUGGAAUGAUGAAGAAGAUGAAUCAAAGGCAAAACGUAUCAAGAUGGAGCAAGAUUGUGAAGUUUUAGAACAGAAUUUAGAUGGGGAUAAAGACCAGAGACAAUGGACACAGCAGCAUCUAACAGCAGCUAACAUUCCAAAUGAUUCAAUGCUUGCUUUGACUCCUCCUGACGACUGUGAUCACACUAGAGUUAGGGAUAUAGAUGUACGAGGACCUGACGGCUUUACCCCUCUAAUGUUGGCAGCUUUCCGUGGAGGAGGAUAUGAUGUUGGAGAUAAUGAAUCCAGUGGAUCUGGUGGAUCAGGUUCUUCUGACAGUAGGGAUUCAGAAAACUGUGCGGAUUACAUACAGGCAUUGUUAACACAAGGUGCUUCAGUGGACCUUGCUACAGAUAGGACUGGAGAAACAGCGUUACAUUUGGCAUCUAGAUAUGCCAGGUCUGAUGCUGCUAAGAUACUGUUAGAUGCUGGAGCUGACCCUAACCAGCCAGAUAUUCAAGGACGAACACCUCUACAUUCUGCAGUGGCUGCUGAUGCACAAGGGGUUUUCCAGAUUUUAUUAAGAAACAGAAGUACUAAUUUGAAUGCAAGAAUGGAGGAUGGUGCCACACCUCUUAUAAUGGCAGCUCGUUUAGCUGUAGAAGGAAUGGUGGAAGAUUUAAUAGGAGCUGAUGCUGAUAUAAAUUCUGCAGAUGAAUACGGGAAAACCGGUUUACAUUGGGCUUCAGCUGUCAACAACUUCACUGCAGCACAGGUAUUGUUACAGCAUGGAGCUAACAGGGAUGCACAAGACCUUAAGGAUGAGACACCUUUAUUUUUAGCUGCACGUGAAGGAGCCUUCGAAUCUGCUAAAAUACUACUUGAACAUUAUGCCAAUCGUGAUAUAACUGACCACAUGGAUAGGUUGCCACGUGAUAUAGCAAGUGAAAGAAUGCAUGGGGAUAUCUUACAAUUAUUGGACGAGUACUGCAUCAGUAGUCCCAUGUCUUUACCUACAUCACCAAAUGGCUUGCACUUUAUGCAGCAAAAACCUUCAAAAAUGAAGCAAAAGAAAUCUAAGCACAAUAAUGGACUUGGAACUCCACUUACACAUAAUGGAGCAUUAAUGAAUGGUGUUCACCAAAAAAGAACUAAAUCCAAGAAGAAAUCUUCUAAAGGAAAUGCACAUUCUCAAAUCAGUGAGGGAUCUAUUGGAUCUACUGUCUCACCAGGAAAUUCAAUUCCGUCUCCUUUGGAUUAUGAGCGUACUCCUCCACCAUACGACAGUAUGUAUGGUAAUGGACAAAACUUCUUACAGCAACAGACAUUACAGCAGUCUAUUGAAGAACUGCAGAAAAACUGUGCAAUGAAUCAAGUGCUAGACAUUCAGAAUCAUAAUGAUAAUAAUUAUCAUCGGAAUUGUUAUGAUAAAACUAUUAUGGAUCAAGAGUAUGCUCUGUGGCAUCAAGGACAUCAAAAUUCACAAAUGAAUCCACAACAUUCUCAGCCAUCAAAUAUUCCAACACCACCACAAAACAUCCCAUCUAAUCCUAGUCCCCUUGGCAAAAUAUCACCAUCAAAACCACCUAAAAACUUGCCAACGUCACCUACUCAUAUUCAGGCAAUGCAGCAACGAGCGCAACAACAACGUGCAAAUGGAAGUCCACCUAAUAAACAGACUGAUUUAACGUGUUCAUUUCAGAAUAAAAAUCAUAGUGAACCCAUGCCAUUCACAACAUUUGGCAGAGGGAUGCAAAAACAUUCAACCCCUCAACAGCCAAUGUACUUAGAACAAUUCCCUACUCCUCCAUCAACACACAGUAUGGGAUCACCGCCACAGAUGAUUCAUCAACCAGUGCUACCAGAUCAUUAUCUCACACCAUCACCAGAUUCACCUGGACAGUGGUCAAGUUCAUCGCCUCAUUCAGCGCAUAGUGAUUGGUCGGAGGGUAUCUCCAGUCCAGACCAAAAUGUACGGACGACACUUACACAACCACCUGUAUUUUUAUAACAUUAUCAGUCAUUUUAUUGUUUUUAUUUUUCUCUGUCUCUCUUUCUCUGUUGUGAGAGAGAGUAUUUAUAUAUGCAUUUAUUUUGUAUUUCAUUAUGAUAUAAGUAUUGUCUGGUAAUGAUAACGUAUAUAUGUUUAAGUUGACCAUGACACUCAUCAUAUUUUUUCUUUUGAAAAAACUAACUCUCCUUUAUGAUAGUUAAGUAACAUAUAGAACAAGAGACUUGAAACAUAGGACUUUGAAUUUUGUGCAUCUUUCUAUGAACUUUGAACAAAUUUGCAUUAAAGAAGACUUUUGUAUUACACAUUUUGUUAAAAUUUUUACUUUUUGUUAAGGUAUAUAUUUUUUUUAUUGUUAACUGCCAUUUUUCAUCUUCAUGUGUACAAACUAUCAUUUCAUCUAUAAGCACAGGAAAGUGCCAUCAAAGUGUUAUAUUGAACAAUUUGUAUAUAAAUUCAUCUUUUUAUUGAAAAUAUUGAAGCUUGUCUCUAAUUUUGUCAUAUGAUACCUGGAAUUUUUGCACUAUUUUUAUAAACAAAAAAGUAAAUAUAUUUACUUGGAUUUUUUUCUGAAGUAAAUGAUAUAGUUAAAUAAUCAGGACGAUAUUAAACAAAGUUCCAAUAAUUUUUAUAUACUCAGUCCAGGCAACCGUCAAAUUUAAAGGUAUUAUUUACUGCUCACUUAAAUUUAGGCCAGUAUGUAUUUUCAAAUAAAUCUGUAUACAUGUUUUUCAUGACAGUUUCAUUUUACUUGAAAAAGAGUUCACUAGAUUUUCAUGUAAGGGGAGGCAACUUUUGACCCAAAAAAAUAUAUUUUUCUAAAUAAUGCCCCCUUGUCUGGCUUGAAAUAACUCAGAAAGAUUCUUUUGCAACAAGAUAUUCAGCAUUUAUUUGGAAAUAGAUGCAUUCAGGUGUUUUCAUUGGAGAUGUGAGAUUUGAAAUAAAUGACACAAAUUAAAGCGAAUAUAUGUAAACAAAUUGGUGCAUUUAAAAUUGUAAUAUGUAUAUAGAAGAUGUUUUUGUUGUUAUUUUACAGAAUUUUAUUGUGAGAUUUUUAUCAGCUUUGCAAUUUAUGUAUGUAUUGAAAAUGAACAAUUUGAUUUUUAUGGACAAUUUUAUUUGUACCCACCUUAGAUUUUUAUAUAUAAUAUUUUGAUUUUAAAACUCCCACCUUUUAAACUUCGUUUUAAAACAUAAUAAUAUACUUAAAACUUUAACCCACUGUUUCAUUUGAUUUGAGAACUUUUAAAAAGUAUAUGUCAGAUCAUGUUAAAUCAUGCUCCGUUUGAUCUCAGAAAAUGUGGACCAAAAAUACUUAUAUGUGUUAGACAAAGCAGAAACGCUGCAAAAAGUUCAUUGACUGUUUUUUUGUUUUCGUCGUUUUUUAAUUUAGAUGUUUAUAGUUCAACUUUCAUGAUAAGGUGAACAGCAGAGUAAAUUAGUAGGUCAUGGUAAUGUGAACAGCAGAGUAAAUUAGUAGGUGAUGAUAAGGUGAACAGCAGAAUAAAUUAGUAGGUAUUGAAAUGUCAUUGCUCAGUAAAAUUAUUAAGAAAAGAAAAGGAAACAAAUACAAAAGUUUGGGUUUUUUUAAUUAUAAGUAGGGUAUUCUGUUUAUUUCCUACUUUAUUUGAAACAAUGUUUUCUUUUACAAUUAGGAAUGAUUUGAUCAGUUUUCAGAAUUGAUGAUAUUAAAGUAAAUGAGAAAACAAUCAAACAACUUCGACAUGAGGUUAAAUAUGCAAAAUAGUAGUUUUGUAUGAAGUGAUUUAUAUAUUCAGUGAGAAGUUGCAUGAUAUUUAACAUUUAAAAAGCAUUCAAAGCCAUAUUUGCUGUUUAAAAUCUUAUAGAUGUUUUCAAUUUAAUAGAUAGAGGCUUACUUUCUGCGGAAGACCCUCAUGUGAAGUCAAGAUUAUUUUUUUUUAAACUUGCUGUCGUAGGUGAACAAUUCAGUUUCUUACAGACUUUAAUAUUUUUUUUCUGAUGAAGCAAUUUAUAUUUUUAAUUUUGUUUUUGUUUUUUUCUAUUUUGGCAACUACUGAUAUUUUUCAUUUCCCCCUUGUACCACAUGAUCUCUUGAACAAUACGCAUUUAACAAAUCAUUCCAUUGUGCACAACAUCAUGGCUAUUGGUAGCUUGUCCAUUUUGUUUACUUUGUUUAUUUUGAUAUUUUUGUAAAGAUAUUUGUUUAAAAAAAUUGUUUUAAAAACAUAAGCUGAUGGAGAAUUCUUUUGAGUGAGAAAUUUGUAUAUUUUCUGUUAAUAGUUACUAAUUAUAGAGUGCUAAAUUUUACACUGAUUUUUCAGUCAAAUUUCUUCAUGAACAAAAAUAGAUUUAAUUUAUAGAAACAAAAAGAAGCUGUGUAAUGGAACUUUUAAUUCCAGUUACUCUAUAAGCCAUACAGAUCAAAUUUGCAGUAAAACUUGUAUUUUUCAUAAAGGAAUAUACCAUACUGUUUUUAUUUUAAAAUUACUUUAGCAGGUGCUAUUUAGAUUAAGGGAGUUAUGACAGAAUUCUUUCAAAUUUUUGUAUUUGGUAUUAUCAAAACAUUUUCAAUUUGUAAAUACAUUUUUUGCUUUAUUUUUAGGGCAUAUAAUUUUAUGUUCUGUAAAUUAAGUUAUUGUUUGUAGCCGAAACACAAAACAUCUGUUUAUUAUGUAGAAACAAGGUCACAUGAAACCUUUAAAAAAUUCAAAAUAAAAAAGAUAUAUUUAGAA
This is a messenger RNA of Mytilus trossulus (common blue mussel), 10298 nucleotides long. RefSeq names its product neurogenic locus notch homolog protein 1-like. Lineage: Eukaryota; Metazoa; Mollusca; Bivalvia; Mytilida; Mytilidae. Gene Ontology annotation, cellular component: plasma membrane; protein-containing complex. Gene Ontology annotation, molecular function: calcium ion binding; protein binding. The record is from RefSeq and is a predicted model, not a curated record. Gene Ontology annotation, biological process: cell differentiation; Notch signaling pathway; establishment or maintenance of epithelial cell apical/basal polarity. The transcript is spliced from 29 exons. The coding region runs from base 205 to 7584 and encodes 2459 amino acids.